GGGAUGCCGGCAGGACAGGGGGCGUCUGAGAGGUCGAAGUGACGGCGCUGCGGGCUGGGGGGAGAAGUGCGCUCCCGCUGCCCGAGGGCCAGGUGCUGCUGGCCAGUACCCUCAGAAAAGCAGCCAUCUCCCCAGCCCACCAUGGCGGACGAAAUUGAUUUCACUACUGGAGAUGCUGGGGCUUCCAGCACUUACCCUAUGCAGUGUUCGGCCCUGCGCAAAAACGGCUUCGUGGUGCUCAAAGGACGACCAUGCAAAAUAGUGGAGAUGUCAACUUCCAAAACUGGAAAGCACGGUCAUGCGAAGGUUCACCUUGUUGGAAUUGAUAUUUUCACGGGCAAAAAAUAUGAGGAUAUUUGCCCUUCUACUCACAACAUGGAUGUUCCAAAUAUUAAGAGAAAUGAUUAUCAACUGAUAUGCAUUCAGGAUGGUUACCUUUCCCUGCUGACAGAAACUGGUGAAGUUCGUGAGGAUCUUAAGCUGCCAGAAGGUGAACUAGGCAAAGAAAUAGAAGGAAAAUAUAAUGCAGGUGAAGAUGUACAGGUGUCUGUCAUGUGUGCAAUGAGUGAAGAAUGUGCUGUAGCCAUAAAGCCCUGCAAAUAAAUGGGAACAUCAGGCAUGAGCAAAAUGUUUAGGUCUGGAUCAACUGCAGAUCUAAAGUUUGGUUCUAAGUUGUCACCAAAGCUAUGGCGUUCAUAAGCAACCUCAUUUCUUUUUUGAUUGUUUUGAAAUUGUGCUGAGUUAGUUUUGCAGGCAAUUCGUAAUUUUAAAAAAUGAUCAAGAUGUAUAAUUCUUUUUUUUAAAUUUGGUAGGUAUCUUUCCUAUAACUUUCCUGUGGUUUUCAGUAUGUAAGUCUAAGAAACAGACAAGAUAGCUUCAGCAGAUGUGAUUUGUCUGAGCAAAUCAUUCCUAAAUUUUAGUUAAAUGAUAAAUAAACCAGGGUUUUAAAUCAAACAAUGUAGCAUCUAGUGGUAUUGAAGCACCACAAUUAAGUUGAAUGGCUCUGCGUUAAUUUCAAACUUAAUACCAUAGAACAAGUAGAUUAUGGAUUGUAAUUGUCAGAGUUUCAGCAUGGGUGUGGCAAGUACAGAUCCUUAAACAAAAAUCAUGUUAUCAAAAAGUGCCAGUUAUCUUAGUAGCCAUGUGCAGCCCACCUGUAUUACCUCAGUCAUUCUGUUCUUUGCCAAAUUGCUGGUACACUUAAUAUAGCCUAUAUUAUGGUGAUUUUAGUAUUUUCUUGUGGUUGACAGAGGCAUUAAACUGUUUUGUGACUGUUAGCAAGUCAUAUUGUAAGGAAGACACAAAGGACAGUGGCAAAGGAUGUUGGUUAAAGCUAUUGGUUUUUAUUUGUGGCCUUUGUAGUCAACAUAAAAAUAGGAAGUUUCCAUUUGUGUUUUUGCCUUUAACUCUUGUUUUUUCUCUCUCUUUAUUUAAAGGAGUGACAAGCUUUACAGGAUACUAUGCAGUACUUUUUAUCAAUUAUGUUGAAUAAACGUUGGUAUUUGUAGUAGUCACUCCUUUUCAGCCAUUUUUAAGUAGACUUUUUUUUUUUUUUUUUUUGUGGUACGCGGGCCUCUCACUGUUGUGGCCUCUCCCGUUGCGGAGCACAGGCUCCGGACAUGCAGUCUCAGUGGCCAUGGCUCACGGGCCCAGCCGCUCUGCGGCAUGUGGGAUCUUCCCAGACCGGGGCACGAACCCGUGUCCCCUGCAUCGGCAGGCAGACUCUCAACCACUGCGCCACCAGGGAAGCCCAAGUAGACUUUUUUGACAUCAAAAUAUUUGUUAGACAAAACUGGAAAUUCUUACUUUAAAUUGAUUUGGAACAUUUGUUAAAUUUAUGUAUGUUUUUUCUAACAUGAAAGUGAAUCAUAGAAGAAAAGUCACUUUAUGUGAUUAUUAUUUAACUUAAGAAGUAUAUGUAUUUUAUAUGAUUGUCAUGUGACUUAAUUCAGUUACUGGUGUGAAAUAUAUCUAGGAAAGAAUUCUAUAAACAAUUAUUUUAAAAAGUAUUUUAGGUGAUUCUGCUACAUUUCUGUUUAGUCUUUUGGAUCAUAUAUCUCUAUAUCUCCAGAAUUCUAGGCAUUGUCACAGGGUUUAUGAGAACCUUUGACUCAAUACCAAUCAUUAUAUUGCAGUGAAACUUAGAACAAAAUCACCGUUUCAGUAAUAACUUCAUUCUCUAAGACACAUUAUGAGACCUCUCCCAUCAUGCUUUGACUUCUAAAAGACCUUUGUACCUAUCAUCUAGAGGAAAAUAUGUAUGAUGCUGUAACUGGUCUACUCAGUGACUGGAAAUAGCAUUAGGAACAGAAGAUCCCAAAGUUUUAGUUACUUAAUUUGCACACACUUUUAAAUCUUGUAUUGGCCUCAGCAAACCCAUUUGGAGAAGAAGCAAGAUACUUUAAGGAAAUGCAAGAGGAAUUCUAAAGCACAAGAAAUAUUGAGGUUGUAGUUAAUCAUUUUUAGUAAACAUUUUAGUUUUUGCCCAUCCAAAGCAGUUAGUAACUAGACUAAAUUCUUUCCAGUAUUCCAUUUAAGUAUCUACUACAUACUGCUCUAGUAUUUUAGUACUCUGUAAUAUGUAUCUUACUUGUGACUGGUUGACAUUGUUACCCACAGGAACUCCAAAAAGUUAUCAAUCUGUGUUACUUGCUGGUCAUUCAUAUGACUCCAGUUAACCACACUAGUGUUCUGGUUUAGUAUUAAUUCUGGAUUGGCAUGCCCUUGUUCUUCAUAAUUUGUCAAAAGUCACAUAAAUAUAUUUUCAAUUGUGAGGUAAGUGUAUAUAAAUUUUAAUAAUGCAUCUGUACCUUCAUAUCUUGAAUGGCAAAAGCUAUUUAUGCUUAAAUAUUUCAUUUUAAGUACUAUAAUGAAGUGUAAAUACUCUUCUGUCAUAUAAUUAAUUGUAAGUAUAGAUUUUAAAGAUAUGGGGCUGUUUAUUUUCACAUUAGUCAGUACAUGUUUCUCUAGAACAAUAUAUUUCAUUUAGAAAAGCUUUAUAAAUUGUAUUAAAAGGAAGCAGGAAACAUAUUUUUGAACAGAACAGAAGUGACUUCAUUCUUUUUUGACAUCAGAAAUGUUAAAAGUUGAUUCCUAGUAUUUGUUUUACUUUUUUGUAGCAAAUGUUAAAUGUCAAAGUUACCAUGUACAGAAUGUAGACUGUCACAUUGAUAGAUUAUACAGUGAUACCUUUUUGUCUGUAGGCAUUUCACCAAUUUAUAUACAAUAUUAUAGUAACAAGUGGAAUAUUUGUUUCUUUCUAGAACAACAUAUUUUAUUUCUACUGUGAAGACUUUGUUAUACCUUAUUUGCUACAAAGUUGUAUACCCUCUGAAAUAGAUCAAAUUAUUGCUACUUUGACUUAGCAUUUGCAUCAUAAACAUAAUUAUGAUGUUUCUUUCAUGCUCCCCUCCAAGGGCUGUCAGUCACUUGAAAUUAUUGCUAACCAAGGUCUUGAAUACGUUUCCAUUUAUGGUACAAAAUUCUGUACCAAUGCUUUAUAACAAUUAUCAGAACUCUCCUGCAGCCAGAGCAUGAAAUCUUUAAUAGGAGAUGCUGCAAUAAAAUAUUUAGGCUAUAAAAUUUGGGGACACAACUUUUCAUUAUAGCACAAUGAGUGUGCAUGUGCACACAUAGCUUUGUAUGUUUGUUCUUUUUACAAAGUCAUUCCAACUCUUAAAAGUACUGUAGUCUAGUAGUGCCUCAAAUGUUGGUAACUUUUUUGUUUUUAAUUUACAGCUUUUCCAGAAUUUGUUUUUGUACUUUAAAGUUUCUCAAUUAGAUUAUUUCUAGUUGAACUGUAAUUUGAAUGCAUUGUUCUCAGGGCUGUUUGUGCUAAGCGCUGAAGUUUCAUUAUUUCAAAGCUAACUGCCUGAAAGUAUAUUGCAAAUUUUUCCCAAAUUGUAAUAAAGUGAUACAUACAAACAAAAAUCCAUAAUAUCAACAUACUUAAACCAUAUACUAAAUAUUCAAGAAAAAAAUGGGAACAUUAGUAGCAUCUAUACUGGAAUCUUGCCAUAUUUUUUUUCUUAUCUUAGACCCUUAUCCUUAAUGAUAUAUCUGAAAGCAUUCCUUUGGCCUGGAACCCAAAGAUAGUUUUAGAGCCAAACUUUGAUGUGAUUCUCAAACAUAUUUAGGGACAACAGAACAAAAAUUCAUAGUACUUUUUUGGGUACAUUAAAAUGUUUACAUAUUGAAUUCUGUAAUAUGAACUAGGAACAAACUUAUUAUGAGAAAAUAUGGCUCUUAAGCAGAAAAUGUGUGAACUAUAAGCAUAUUUCCAUAAACAGUAUAUUAUAUUGAACUGGUCAACAGUUUAAAAUUUUCUGAUAUCAUCUAAGCAAAAUAUUUCAUAGUUUUCAAGCCUUUUUUUCCCCUACCAUUCAGACAAGUAAUAGGCAACAAAAGCUUAAGAAAAAUUUAUUGUGGAAAAUCUUAAAAUUGAGAAAAUUCAAUCUAUUAACCUUAUUAAAUUUUUUUCUCUGAAUUGGGUAUAUGGCAUUAUUUGAUUUUAGCAGGGAACAUUUGGAUUUAGCUUACGGAACACAGAUGUUCUGUGGGAACAUGACUUGAAGUUCUAUAUAAUGUUUUUUCAUUAAAUAACCAUCUGAACAUCAAGGUAACUACCAAGUGAGGUCAAGUGCCUGAAAAGUGCUGUAUACAUCUAAUUAGCACAUUUUCCUUACAUGAAAGAUGCAUCUUAUAGCAAUGCAUAUCAGGCUUUCACCUUCUAAAAACAUACUUGCCUAACUUUACCAUCCACCACUAUUCCUGUCUCCUUAGAACAGGUUGAAACCUAUUUUACAAUUGAAAGAGAGAUUCCUUUAUUUAUAUAAAGUCCCUAAAACUGUGUCUUGAUAUUGGUAGACUUAAGUUUAUCUUAGUUCAAGAUUGCACAUUUUUAAAACUCUGGAUAUAAACUUUAUUCAGUGAUGACUAUACAGCUUGUCAUAAGUCACAGUUGUGAUCAUUCUUGAAAGCAAUUCUUUAUUGUGGUUAAUAUCUACUAUAAAUAAGCACUCUUGUGCUUGUUACAAAGUAUAAUGCAAAUUACUAGCUUUAUACUGUUUUUGUCCUCCUCUCCAGAAAGAAAAUAGUUGAAAUGGCAUUGUCUAAUCCAGUGGCACUUUAUUAGUAAUACAUUUCAUUUGUCAUAGGUAUAAGAGAACUCAUGCUUUUACCUGCAAAGACUCAUAUGUUUUAGCUAAAACUUUAAAAUUGUAAGAUAUGUAGUAUGGGUAUUAUUAUAAUCGUGUAUUUUACAUUUCAAAAAUGGGUAAAAUUAAAAUAUUAAGCCUUUGUCUAUAUUAAAAUAAUUGUGAAAUCCUUUAAAAUGUAGAUGGUAAACUUAGCAAUUAUAAUUUUUGUUACAUUAAAAUAUAUUUGUGUUAACUUCAUCA
Molecule: messenger RNA, 5399 nt
Organism: Physeter macrocephalus (sperm whale)
Lineage: Eukaryota; Metazoa; Chordata; Mammalia; Artiodactyla; Physeteridae
Gene: EIF5A2
Product: eukaryotic translation initiation factor 5A2
Exons: 5
Coding region: 142-603 (153 amino acids)
Biological process (GO): translational elongation; positive regulation of translational elongation; positive regulation of translational termination
Molecular function (GO): RNA binding; ribosome binding; translation elongation factor activity
Source: RefSeq, a predicted model, not a curated record